This is a messenger RNA of Varanus komodoensis (Komodo dragon), 2490 nucleotides long. Its product is annotated as vomeronasal type-2 receptor 26-like. The coding region runs from base 1 to 2490 and encodes 829 amino acids. The record is from RefSeq and is a predicted model, not a curated record. NCBI's taxonomy places the organism in Eukaryota, Metazoa, Chordata, Lepidosauria, Squamata, Varanidae. Gene Ontology annotation, molecular function: G protein-coupled receptor activity. Gene Ontology annotation, biological process: G protein-coupled receptor signaling pathway. The transcript is spliced from 6 exons. Gene Ontology annotation, cellular component: membrane.
AUGAUCCAGAAUAAAUCUGCAAGACAUCAGUUUAGGGAAGGUUGUCCUCCUCCUCCUCCUCCUGGAGAUGCAUUCAUUGUAUAUAGUAGCAUAGUGGCUGAGAACUAUCAGCACAUUCUGGCUUUGGCAUUUGCUGUGCAGGAGAUCAACCAAAAUUCCCAGAUAUUACCCAACACUACACUAGGAUUCAAAGUUUAUGACAGUUUCCUAUCUCCAAAGUGGAUUUAUCAUGCCACAAUUAAGUUUCUUUCUCCAAAGAACAAGCUUGUCCCCAACUACAAGUGUGAGAUCCACGACAAACUACUGGCAGUCAUUGAGGAACUGGUUUCUGAUGUCUCCCAACAACUACCAAAGGUCUUGGACGUGUACAAGGUUCCACAACUUGUGCAUGGCUCUGCUACAGUUGAAAUGGAGAGCCAGCAACUUCAUCCCUUCUACCGGUUGGUUCCAAAUGGAUUCCAUCAGUACAAGGGGAUUCUCCAGUUACUUCACCAUUUCAACUGGAGAUGGGUUUCAUUCAUUGCUGCAAAUGGAGAGAAUUUAGAGUGGUUCAGGAAUGCAAUGUUUCCAGAGUUCUCCAAAAGAGGCAUCUGUUUUGCACUUAUGGAGUCAUUCACCAGUUUGUGUUUAUGUUAUAAUCCUGAAAAAGGACUGAUUUUGAAAUGCGGAUUGGAAUUUUAUUAUAAGGUGAUUAACAGUAAAGCCAACGUGCUGAUUUUCUAUGGGGACACACGUUCUAUGGUACUUUUGAGGUACUUGCUGAGUAUAGAUGCAAUGGAAAGGUCAAAAGGCAAAGUUUGGAUUCUAACAGUGGGAAUGGAGUUAAAAGACAUUAUCAGCAGAAGUUGGGAUAUGCGAGACUUCAACGGUAGUUUGUCAUUUUCCCUUCAUUCCAAGGAACUUCCAGGAUUUCAGGCAUUUCUUCGGAGCAGAAACCCUUCUGAUGCUAAAGGAGAUGGUUUUAUCAAAGAUUUCUGGGUUCAGGCAUUUGACUGUACAUUUCAGGACUCUCUUCUGGACCAUGUGAGUGGGAAUUGCUGCACUGGAGAGGAGAAGCUGGAGGACCUUCCCGAGCAUGUCUUCCCAGUGAGUGUGACUGGCCACAGCUACAGCAUCUACAAUGCAGUCUAUGCUGUGGCCCAUGCUCUAAAGGCCAUGCAUUCAUCCACAUCCAAAAGAAAAGCAAUGGUGGAAGGAGAAGGAAGGGGGCUUCAUAAUCAACACGCCUGGCAGCUCCACCCUUUUCUGAAAGCUGUGUCAUUUAACAACAGUGCUGGAGAAAAUGUUUUCUUUGACAAGAAUGGUGAGUUAGUUCUGAGAUAUGACAUCAUAAAUUGGAUCGUAUUUCCAAACCAAUCUUUCAUUAGAGUAAAAGUUGGAAGCAUGGAUCCCCAGGCUACUCUCGAGGAAGCAUUGACUAUUGAUGAAGAUGCCGUUGUGUGGCACAGCUGGUUUAACCAGGUACACCCUCUUGCUGUGUGUAAUGCCAACUGCCAACCGGGUUAUAGGAUGAGACAGAAGGAAGGGGAGCCCUUCUGCUGCUAUGACUGCAUCCCAUGCCCCGACGGGAGAAUAUCUGACCAUGAAGACAUGACUGACUGUUCCAAAUGCCCAGAUGAUCAUUAUGCAAACGAGGGCCGGAAUUUAUGCAUUCCCAAGAUUGUGAGCUUCUUAUCUUAUGAAGAACCUUUGGGUAUCAGUUUAGCCCUGAGUGCUGUUUCAUUUUCUAUGAUCACAGCCCUGGUGAUAAGAAUAUUUAUCAAGCACCACAACACCACCAUGGUCAAAGCCAACAACAGGGACCUCACCUACACCCUUCUCAUCUCCCUCCUGCUCUGUUUCUUUUGUGCAUUGCUGUUCAUCGGCCAGCCAGAGAAGGUGACAUGCCUUCUCCGCCAAACAGCCUUUGGCCUUGUCUUCACAAUGACUGUUUCUUCUGUGUUAGCCAAAACCAUCACUGUGGUUCUAGCCUUCAAGGCCACCCAGCCGGGAGCCAGGAUCAAGAAGUGGGUUGGGAAAAGGUUGGCCCUGUCCAUUGUUCUUUCUUGCUCCAGUCUUCAAGCCGCCAUUUGCACUUCUUGGCUGGCAACCUCUCCCCCAUUCCCAGACACAGACAUGCACUCUGUGGCCAAAGAAAUUGUACUUCAAUGCAAUGAGUCUUCAUCCGUAAUGUUUUUCUGUGUCCUGAGCUACAUGAGCUUGCUUGCCAUUGUCAGCUUCAACGUGGCUUUCAAUGCCCGGAAGCUGCCAGAUAGUUUUAAUGAAGCCAAAUGUAUCACUUUCAGCAUGUUGGUAUUUUGCAGCGUUUGGCUGUCUUUUGUUCCAACCUACUUAAGCACAACAGGGAAAUACAUAGCAGCCGUGGAAAUCUUCUCUAUCUUAUCCUCCAGUGCAGGGAUCUUGGUUUGCAUGUUUUCUCCCAAAUGCUACAUUAUUUUGUUGAGGCCCGAGCUGAACAGGAAAGAACAUUUCUUAAGGAGAAAACAUUGA